AUGCCACGCAAGAAGCGUCGUGUGGCGGCUGUUACAGCCUCUAUUGAUGUUUUGGAAGGUAAUUUUGAUUGUGGUGAUGGUGAAUCUCUUCAAGACGAACCAGGAUCUGGUCAGAUCUGCUUAAAUAAGGAUGAAGAACCAGAGCAAUAUACCCUGAUUCCCAAAAAUAUAGAAAAAGACCGAAAUGUAGACGAAGACCGGAAGGUGGAUGAAGAUCUGAAUAUGGAUGAAGAACCAGGGCCAUCUGGCCACAUCUCCAUAAAUGUGGAUCAAAAUCUGAAUGUGAAUGAAGAACCAGGGCAAUCUGAUCAGGUUUACGUGAAUGAAGACCUGGACAUGGGUGAAGAAACAGAACCAUCCGGACAGAUCUACAUUAAUACAGAUGAAGACACGGAUGUGGAUGAAGAACCAGGGUCAUCUGGCCACAUUUACAUUAAUGUGAAUGAAGACCUGGGCGUGGAUGAAGAACCAGGGCCAUCUGGCAACAUCUACAUUAAUGCAGAUGAAGACACGGAUGUGGAUGAAGAACAAGGGUCAUCUGGCCACAUUUACAUUAAUGUGAAUGAAGACCUGGGCGUGGAUGAAGAACCAGGGCCAUCUGGCAACAUCUACAUUAAUGCAGAUGAAGACACGGAUGUGGAUGAAGAACCAGGGUCAUCUGGCCACAUUUACAUUCACGUUGAUGAACCAGGACCAUCUGGACAAAUUCAGGUGGUAACAAAAAGUCGUAUACAUCUUCAACCUGACACAUCAUCAGAUGAAUCGCUGUCUAAGGAGUCAGCAGUGGUGAUUUACAGACACCGUUCCUCACAAUACGAUGAAACAGGUCCUUCCGCUUCCGACCAGAAUGAUGUGAUGUUACCAGAAGACACACCGUCUGAACUUUCAAGAGCAGCGAUUCCAAAAAAUGAUGAAGAUUUUUCAAGCGAAAAUAAUUCCGCUACUCUUCGUAAGAAAAGGUCCAAUACAGAAUUAUGGGCACAAAAUAUUCGAAAAAAAUCCAGACAAAGUGGCAAGGAAUAUGUCAGCAGGGAAGGAAAAAUUGUGCCAGCAAAGACAAUAAAAGAGUUCUGUGGUGAAAAAUGCAAAAGAACAUGCAAGAAAUUCAAUAACACGGAAAGGGAAACGAUUUUUCAAAGAUUCUGGAGUCUUUCAGAUAAUGAGAAACGACAUUUUAUAUCACAAUUUGUGAAGAGAAGUAAGAUUAAAAGGAAAAUCGAAGGUUUUACCCGCCGUUCUUAUACAUACCAGUAUUUCUUUGAGAGGAACAACGCAAGACAUCAAGUUUGCAAGAAAUUUUUUCUUAAUACAUUAAAUAUAAGUAGUGCAAGGGUAUACUACUUUUUUGAAAAUAUCCAAACGUCUGAGGGUGUACCAGAGAAUAUUAAAAGAGGACGCAAUCGUGGACCCAAUUUCACGGAAGAGGAUUUAGCUCGUAUACGGGAACAUAUUGAAAGUUUCCCUUGCAUUGAGUCGCACUACUGUAGAGCAAACUCUACGAAAAAAUACUUGGAAUCUCAUCUCAGCGUGUCUUCAAUGUAUCGACUUUUUCAACAGAAGUACCCGGAUUCAAAUAUCACCGAAGCUGUUUACAGGAAUGUCUUUCGGUUUAACUUUAAUCUAUCUUUCCAUAAGCCAAAGAAGGAUCUCUGUCCUACAUGCAGUCUGAUGAAGUUAGGAAAGUUAUCAUCUGAAGAGUCAGAAAAGCACCUAAGCAAUAAUGCACAAGCAAAAGAAGAGAGGGAUAAAGACAGAAUGAUGGAUCCAGAGACCGCCGUGAUAUCAUAUGAUCUUCAAAACACCAUUCCACUACCCAGAAGCUUUGUAAGCACUUUCUAUUACAAAAGAAAAUUUAAUGUAUACAAUCUCACUGGACGAUGCAACCUAAAUGGUGUUACCUACUGUGCAGUAUGGAAUGAAACUAUGAGUGGAAGAACGGGAGAAGAUUUAGCAAGUGCCCUUUUCAAAAUUAUCCAGAGUGUGCUUCAAGACCUUCCAAAGAUUAAGAAAAUCAUACUCUGGAGUGACUCAUGCGUACCGCAGAAUCGAAAUAGAAUUAUAGCCACAACACUGCUACAGAUUCUGUAUAACAAUACAAAGCUUCAAAGUAUUGAACAGAAGUUUUCCGAACCAGGCCACUCGAGAAUUCAAGAUGUGGACGCUGUCCACAGUGUUCUCGAACGUAGUCUUAGACAUCACGAAAUUCCUAGUCCAGAUAAACUUAUCUAUCUUAUGCGCACCCUGAACUUUCCAAACGUGCAGCUUAAAAUAUUGGAGAUGCAGGAAAAUGACUUCUUUCAGUUUUCGUUGAAGGCAGCUAUGUUCUCUUGGGAUAAAAUACCGUUUUCAAAAGUUCGCAAGAUAAAAUAUUCUUCAGAAGCUUUGACAACUUUUAAGCUGACUUUCACAGUGGACGCAUCCAAUGAAUGGCACGAUGCAGUGGUUCUCAAAAGAAAAAGGAAUUCAUCGACACCCCCAAACGUGUUCUCCAUGCCGCCGCGUCCACCGCCACUCUACUAUUAG
Phlebotomus papatasi is the source of this 2523-nucleotide messenger RNA. RefSeq lists its product as uncharacterized. NCBI's taxonomy places the organism in Eukaryota, Metazoa, Arthropoda, Insecta, Diptera, Psychodidae. The transcript is spliced from 3 exons. The record is from RefSeq and is a predicted model, not a curated record. Bases 1 to 2523 code for a protein of 840 amino acids.